AUGGUACCGGCGCAGGAGACGGCGAAGCUGGUGCUACAAGACGGCGAGCUGCACGAGUUUGCUAGGCCGGUGAAGGCGACCCACGUGCUGCAGACGAUGCACCCGGCCUUCUUCGUGUGCGACGCCGACGACAUGGUGUUCGACAGCCAGGCGCCCGCCGCGGACGAGCUGCGGCCCGGGAAGAUCUACUUCGUGCUCCCUGUCUCCAUGCUCCGACGCCCGCUCCACGCAGAGGAGAUGGCCGCGCUGGCCAUGAAGGCCAGCGUCGCCCUCAUGGGGAAGGUGAUGCCGGCGGCCGUGUUCGAAAAUACAAUUUCGGCCAGUUCAAAGGUUCCCGGCGCGGCGAAGCGGCAGAGAAGCGCCGCUAAUGGCAAAUGGAGAAGUGGAAAGGGCCGGGAUUUUAUUUCCCAUUUGGGAUUGAUUCCAGAGUAA
Molecule: messenger RNA, 432 nt
Organism: Zingiber officinale
Lineage: Eukaryota; Viridiplantae; Streptophyta; Magnoliopsida; Zingiberales; Zingiberaceae
Exons: 1
Coding region: 1-432 (143 amino acids)
Source: RefSeq, a predicted model, not a curated record